UCCUUCCUUCCUUCCUUCUUCUCCCCUCUUUCUCCGGUCGGUGCUCGCUAUCUCUCUCCAUUUCCCCGCCUCACGAGAAACCCACACGCGCUUUUCCUCCACAAUUUAUUGCUCAGGGUUCUUGCCGAGCAGUACUGCGCAACCACCCCCGCCGCGCGCGCGCGCAAGGACGAGCUCUUCCCGUGUUGCGUGCUUCCUUCUAUGCCUGCUUGUUUGGUCAGGAGAGGAGGAGGAGUUGCGGGGUGCAGGUGGCGGCAUUGGUGAGAUUUUGCGGUGAGAUCCAGCCAUGUCGGAGGCCGACCGGUUACGCCUCCGCGCGGCGGCGCUGGCGCUCGACGGCGGCGCUGUGCGGGACAAGCCGGACUCCAAGGCUAACGUGUUCGCGGAUCUUGGGUCCCCGGUGUCGCCGCUGCGGGCGCGGGCCAGCAUGACGACCUCCUCCUCCUCCUCUUCCGGGUCGGCCAAGUCGCCAGCGCAGUCAAAUGUUGGGGCGGUGGGAGCGGCAGGCGGGAGGAGCCACUCCGGUGAGCUGGCGGUGGAGAGCCACCCGCCGCGGCUGCCGGGGCACCGGCGGUGCGGAUCUGGCCCGCUGAUAUUCUCCGGCGGCAGCAGCAGCGGAGGGAGCGGGGGAGGCGGAGGGGACCGUGGGAGCACGGCGAGCUCGCCGAUGACCAAUGCGCUCCCCGCCGGUAACAUCUGCCCAUCUGGCCGCGUUCCGGGGGCGGCGGCCGCGCCGCCCCCGCCGCGCUCCCGCCCGGACGUGCUCGGAUCCGGCACCGGCCACUAUGGCCACGGGAGCAUCAUGCGCGGGGCCGUCAUGGGCCCCGCGAGAAGCAGCAUUGAUGCGCCGUCCUUUCUCGGACACUCAAUGAGAUCUCCGGCAAGCUCCCCGGUGGCGCCACCGAGCGGCGGAAGCCUGCAGGAGAUGACUCGCCUAGGCAACGAGUGGUACAAGAAGGGGAGGCACGCGGAGGCGCUGCGGUACUACGACCGUGCGGUGUCUCUCUGCCCCGAAAGCGCCGCGUGCCGCGGAAAUCGUGCCGCCGCGCUCAUCGGCCUUGGCCGGCUCGCCGAUGCGCUCCGCGACUCCGAGGAGGCCGUCCGGCUCGACCCGGCCAGCGGUCGCGCCCACAGCCGCCUCGCUGGUCUCUACCUCCGGCUGGGAAUGAUUGAAAAAGCGAGGAGGCACUUCACGCAAGCCAGGCAUCUUCACGAGUCCGACCCUGCAGACUGGGAGAAGCUGCAGGAUGUGGAGAUGCAUCUAGGAAGAAGCACGGAUGCCAGGAAAAUUGGAGAUUGGAAGAGCGCGCUGAGGGAAGCGGAUGCUGCAAUUGCGGCCGGAGCCGACUCGUCCCAGUUGCUUCGUGCCUUGAGAUCAGAAGCACUUCUCCGGCUCCACAAGUUAGAGGAGGCUGAUUCGACUCUUACAAGCUUGCUGAAAUUAGACAAGUCAUUACUAUCUUGGACGGCGGCGAAACUCUCGGGCAUGCUAGUUGAGUCUUAUGUACAUAUUGUGCGAGCCCAGGUUGACAUGGCAUUGGGAAGGUUUGAUGCCGCUGUUGCAGCAGCUGAGAAUGCCAGACUUAUCGAUCCUGGGAAUGCGGAAGUUGGGAUGAUUCUAAAUAAUGUGAGGCUAGUUGCAAGAGCUCGAGCCCAAGGGAAUGAACUCUUCAAGGCUGCCAAGUUUUCUGAUGCUUCUAUAGCCUAUGGUGAAGGGCUCAAGUACGAUCCUUCAAAUCCAGUGCUCCACUGCAACCGAGCAGCUUGCUGGUGGAAGCUAGACCGUUGGGAGAAAGCCGUUGAUGACUGUAACGAGGCGUUGAGAAUACAGCCUACUUACACAAAGGCUCUCUUAAGGCGAGCAAUGUCCUAUUCCAAGCUCGAGCGUUGGGCUGAUUGUGUGCGGGAUUAUGAGGUGCUCCGGAAAGAGCUUCCUGCCGAUACUGAGGUUGCCGAAGCAUUGUUCCAUGCUCAAGUUGCCUUGAAGACAACUCGUGGUGAGGAUGUAUCAAACAUGAAGUUUGGAGGAGAGGUUGAAAUGGUAACCAGUGUAGAGCAACUAUAUGCUGCCACUCGUUCGCCUGGGGUAUCUGUUGUCUACUUCAUGUCGUCGGUGAAUCAACAAUGCAUACAAAUUACACCUGCGGUGGACUCUCUUUGCAGCGAAUGCCCCUCAAUGAAUUUUCUGAAGGUAAAUGUUGAAGAUAGCCCAACGGUGGCAAAGGCAGAGAACGUGCGGAUAGUCCCUACAUUCAAGAUAUACAAAGAUGGGGCGAGAGUGAAGGAGAUGAUCUGCCCUACCUUGCAUGUCCUGCGCUACUCAGUGAGACACUAUGCGGUAUCCAGUUCUUGAGAAGCUUUCGGUUGGUACAUAGGGCUCCCCUUUCCUCUGCCAGCCAGUCUUUUGCUUUAGGUCCCAAAUUUGCAAAAACACCAGCCUCCACAGCAUUUCACCAGCUGCAUAAUAAUUCCCCAUUGAGCAUCGAGCAUAAUGAGCCUCCCCCAGUUUUCUGCUUUCCACCCAUCAUUACCCAUCCCAUCCCUUGCCGUUGAGAACAUAUGAUAUUGCCGACCCCAUUCAAUUCUUACACCUUUCAGGCUCUUUGGCUCCCUGUAUUUUGAUACAUUUUGCUUUACAUCUUAGGCCGUAAACCAGCAGCGCCCGUGGAGGGCAAUGUUUGUAAUGUUGUUUAGUUUAGAAUAUCAUAGAGGGAGAGGGGGAGGGGGUUGCUGGUUGCGGUUUUCGUUACGUGUAUAUACCAUAUAGCAAAACAUGAGAAUCCAUUUAGUGGAGGUGGUGAGGAGGAGGGGGAGGAGGGUACAGACAGGGCUAGUUGUUGUGUUACUGUCAUUUUAGCGAUAAAAAGGAAAAUCAAUUGGUAAUUGGUGUAGAGAGGGGAAAGGUUGGUGGUGUUAAUUGGAUGCCAUUUUGCUGCUUCUGCUGGUCUGUGGUGCCGAUACAUUUUCAUCAUCAUGAAUAAAACAAUCCAACAUUCUUUCUUUC
Messenger RNA from Aegilops tauschii subsp. strangulata, 3004 nucleotides. Its product is annotated as TPR repeat-containing thioredoxin TTL1. Lineage: Eukaryota; Viridiplantae; Streptophyta; Magnoliopsida; Poales; Poaceae. The record is from RefSeq and is a predicted model, not a curated record. Gene Ontology annotation, cellular component: cytoplasm. Gene Ontology annotation, molecular function: protein binding.